UCGUCGUUGGUGGGCAUUUCGCGACCCACGGAGCUCCGACCACCCCAUUCGCCGGGCUCGUCGCGGGACUUAAAACCCCGGCCGGGCCGUGCGUGCCGAGCGCCAGAAUGCCAUUGUUCGCACACCGCAGGAUCGUGAACAGAGAGACGACGGGGCGAGACAGAGAGAGGGCGAGAACAGAGUUGCCGAGCGAGGCGAGAGCGCGCUCCCGAUAAAGGGACGAGGAGCUUCGAGCGUCGCGGGAUUUGCGUCUGGCUGGAGCGCAACAGAAGCAGCCCUCGCAGGGAAGGCCAAUUGUUGGUGCUGUGGAUCUCUCGACUUUUGGGCAGGACCCUGGCAUUUGCGGAUCCGUGCGUUGUGGAAGCAGCGGAGGUCGGGCCAGGGCGAUUGCAGGCGAAUACGGUUGCUGAUCCGUUAGCUUCAUGCGUUCCAUGGACGCGAGAAUUUUCUUGCUCCAGAUCCGAGGAUCGACGAGAUUUGUCGGGCGCUGGAGAGAAAUUCCGGAGUAAUGUUUUGGAUCUGAGAACCCGGACAGGGAUAUCUGUAGUGACUGAGCUGAACUGGAGUCGCACGGAGCGAUCGUGGGGGGAGGGCCGAAGAAGAGGAGAAGAAGAGUGGUCGCCCGGAGGUGUUGAGUUGCAAUGGGGGUAACGCCUUCGAAGCCCGGGGAAGGAUCGGCCUUGCAACGAACUCCUGAGCUUUAUUUGGGAACUUUAGUGGGGCCGAGUGUGUUUCCUCUCGGGGCGCCAUUCUGGGACGGAUUGCUCACUGUUCCACUGGAGUAUCCAUGGGGCCAGGAACGCGUGGAGGCAGCUUGCCAGUGCCUAGCUCGGAACGAUAGGGUCACGGGACAUCUCGCGAAGCUCUUGAUCCAUAUGGUGUGGACGAUACAGGAAGUGCCUACCAGUCCGGGGGUUCCCAUCAAGGCCAUCAACGCCACGCGCUUCGCGCGGAUUUUUCUCAAAUAUUUCAUUGAGAUGUUCAAUGCGGACGUAGUCGACCAUCUUCUCUUGAGUGAACUCCACGAACAUGCCACCCAGAUCCAUAAACCUGAUCAGAAUGUGAUUGAGCUGGUAAUUCGAACCUUGCUCGAGUUCGUGGGUACGGCGGACGUCAAUGUCAGGACCUACUCGUUGCACUUGGAGGUCGUGAACCUCCUCCUGGUGAUGAUGUCCACUCAACUGCACACUGGAUACAUUGGAGCACCAAAGAUUCUGCAUCCUUUCCUUGAGCCAGCUCUGACUCAAGGCAUUGACUUGGUCGGUCCAUUCGUGCGGAAGCUGCUCGUGUCUUUCAUCACCAAGCUCCCCGUGCCUUCUGGAUCAGCAAUGUAUCUAGCGUACAACCAGGGAGGUAUUUUGGAGAGGAUGACCGUCGUAGCCGCGUCUGUUCUCUCGACCUCGUACACGAAUUUGGUGAAAGGGAAGGGUGAAGUGUCCAAGAGCCCGUUAGCUGACAACAGCCUUUUGUUGCUCCUGGUUUUGGUGCACAAUAUCAAAGUUGUGUACGCGGAAGAGAACGGAGAAAAGACUGAUGCAGAUUCCGGUGCCAUUGAUGAACUGCUCCCCAGCUCCAAUGCCACCGGAGUCAAUCCGUUCCGUGAUGCGCUGGAAACAUUGAGAGAUACCAGUUUCUACCCCGCCCUUCUGAAUUCCGAACAAGUGGACGCUGAUGACUUGGAGCUAGUGGACGCACAGAUCACUUCAGCUUUGAAAAUUCCAUACGGUGCUCUGUUUGAGAGACUGAGUGCCACGGUGGCCGAUGAACGCUCGACUUUGCUCUUGUACUCCUUGGUUCACGGAAAUGCGACAUUCUUGGAGUACAUGUUAGUUCGUGUGGAUCUUGACACUCUUUUGGUGCCGGUUUUGGAGGUUUUGUACAACGCCUCGAGAUGUAAUUCAAACCAGAUCUACAUGCUCUUGAUCGUUUUGCUGAUUCUCAGCCAGGAUGCGUCCUUCAACGCCUGCAUACACAAAUUGAUGCUGCCCGGUGUCCCAUGGUACAAAGAGCGGUUACUUCCUCGCACUUCUCUGGGCUCUCUCAUGGUAGUGAUCUUGAUUAGAAUCGUGAAGGAGAAUUUGUCCAAAUUAAGGGACGUGUAUCUGCACACGAAUUGUUUAGCAACUCUAGCCAACAUGGCACCUCACUGCCAUCAACUCAACUCAUAUGCUUCGCAGUGCCUGGUAAGCCUUUUUGAUAUGCUUGCGCGCAAGUAUACCAGGUUAUCCGAGACUCAUGCCCAUGGUACCACCAUUUGCAUUUCCGAAGGCGACCAUGUUUCAUCCGAAAUUCCAGAGGAGGUGCCGACAGAGCUGCAUAUAUAUACCGAUUUUUUGCGGAUAGUUUUGGAAGUUAUCAACUCUAUUCUCACUUACGCACUCCCAAGGAAUCCAGAGGUCGUAUACGCACUCUUGCACCGGCAGGAGCUCUUUCAGCCUUACAGAGAGCAUCCAAGCUUCCAGGAGCUCGUGGCCAAUGUUGACACAGUUGUCGAGUUUUUCAGCGUGCCACUCAAGUCCAUAGAUGGACACUGUUCCGUGGAGAGGGUGUUGGACGCCAUUGUCAAUCACACGAGGUUGUGGCGCGGGGAGGCUAUGCACACAUUCCCUCAACUGAGAUUCACUUACGAAGAGGAGAUGCACUCGGAGGACUUUUUCACUCCCUAUGUGUGGCAGCUGGUGGUAGCCCAUAGCGGAAUUGCAUGGGACCUAGAUUCAAUCGACCUACAAAGGGGUCCCUCCGGAACAUACAACAACGGCCCCAACAACGGCAGCGAUCAGCCACCAGAAUCCAUCGAUCCAUCCAGCCCCACUUCCCUUCAGAGAAAUCAAACGCUUUCAGGGACAGCUCCAGCUUCUUGGAAGCCCGUCUAACGGACUCGAACUCUUAUUGUAGAGCUUCUUCUCAGCCCUCUCUUCCAUGCAACUCCAACACCUUGUAUAGUCCCUUUUCUUCUCUUCUUGUACACUUUUCCCGAAUUCCAGGGAAGCCUACAUCUUCUCAUCCGGAGAGAGUUGGAGGCUUCUUACCAAGAUGCAGUAUGUGUAAUCUACAUUGGAGCGUGUAAGGGCUGAGAAACCUUCUAAUAAGCAUUAAAAGAAAAUAUGCGAUUCAGGUGAAGGUCUGUGGUAGCGAUCCCUUCAACCGUACACGGUACUCUCCAUAUGAACCGUAGAAAAAUUCAUGCUUGCCACACUCGGCCUCUAGCCAUGCAGGAAAUUAUCCUGUAAUACGUGCAUUCAGUCUUAGUCAGAAUGUGCUCUCUCCCACACUGGUCUACAAUAUUCUUUAGGGAGGUCUUCGGCCCUUAUUCCUUAUUCAUUCAAGGCAGCAGUCAAAAUUAGGAUGCAUUGUUUCGAGCUAUGCUUACAAAGAUAGGAAGUUGAGCUUAACUCUCAAUAACAAUGGGAGUAGGGAGGUAGAGUACUUCUGUGGAUGGAGGCAGAGAGCUUGUUUUUAGAUUAUUGUAAAACACUUAGUAUAAGCUCCAAAGGUUCGCAGGGUCAACUAUUCUCUUUUUGUCACUGUAAAUCUUGGUCUGUUAUGAUGAACAUACCUGCCUUCAGCUUCUAU
This is a messenger RNA of Marchantia polymorpha subsp. ruderalis, 3573 nucleotides long. NCBI's taxonomy places the organism in Eukaryota, Viridiplantae, Streptophyta, Marchantiopsida, Marchantiales, Marchantiaceae. The record is from the annotation of a GenBank genome assembly.